Messenger RNA from Selaginella moellendorffii, 1957 nucleotides. RefSeq names its product pentatricopeptide repeat-containing protein At4g16835, mitochondrial-like. Gene Ontology annotation, molecular function: RNA binding; protein binding. The transcript has 2 exons. Bases 444 to 1694 code for a protein of 416 amino acids. Gene Ontology annotation, biological process: RNA modification. Lineage: Eukaryota; Viridiplantae; Streptophyta; Lycopodiopsida; Selaginellales; Selaginellaceae. The record is from RefSeq and is a predicted model, not a curated record.
CAAUGUAGCGCAGCGAGGGAUUUGGCGGGCGGGCGGCGCGUCCACGCCGACAUCUCCAGCGCCGACCUCGACCGCGAUGCGUUCCUGGCGGCCAUUCUCGUCCAGUUCUAUGGCCGAUGCGGCUGGGUGGAGGCGGCGCGGGCGGCGUUUGAUAGGGCCUGGGGAAGAACGGCAUUCUUGUGCUCCAGCUUGAUCUCCGCCUAUGGCGACAACGGCUGCCUUCUCCAGGCCCGGGACGUGUUCGAUCGAAUGCCACAGCAGAGCGUUGUCUCGGCCACGGCGGUCCUCAAGGCGUGCUCCAGCGCCGGGGAUUUGCGGGAGGCGAGGUCGUUCUUUGAUCGAAUGGCUCACAGGAACAUUGUCUCCUGGACUGUGCUCAUCGCGGCACUCGCGCAGGGCGGGCAUGUCGCGAUCGCCAGAACGGGGAGAUCCACCAGGCGAGGAUGCUGUUCGAGUCGAUGCCGGAGAAGAAUGUCGUCUCAUGGAAUGCGAUGAUUAGUGGGCUCUCGGAUCACUCCCUUCUUGGCGAGGCAAAGAAGCUGUUUGAUGAAAUGGAUCAACGAGACGAGGCGUCGUGGAAUUCAAUGAUCUCUUCAAAUGCCAGGUCUGGGGAUUUUGAAUUGGCAGAGGAGCUGAUGAGAAAGAUGCCUAGGUGGAGCUUGAUCUCCCAAAAUGCGAUGAUCGUGUCAUCCGGUAAGAUGGAAGGCCAUACUUUUCCAAAAAGAAUCUUCGAUUCGAUUCACGAGAAGGAUUCAAGUCAGUGGACUGCGAUGCUCUCUGCAUAUGCCGGGAAAGGGGACAUUUCCGAGACGCUGGAUUUCUUUGAGAAGCUGCCAGAGUGGUCUAUCGUCACCUGGACGAUCAUGACGGCAGCUCUGGCGAGAAAUGGCCGGAUCGAAGAUGCCAAGCUGCUGUUCGAUCGAGCACCGCGGGAUCAGAGGGACGCUGCGGCUUGGAACGUGAUGAUAUCGGCACUGCUCGAGUGCGAUCUACACGAGGAAGCCUUCGGCAUGGUCCAGGCUAUGGAUCUCGACGGUGUCCGUCCAAACAAGGUGACCCUCGUUGCCGCUCUCGAGGCGUGCUGUGGCUGCUCGUCCCUUUCAAGAGCAAAGACCAUCCACUCGCUGCUCCGGGAGAACGAUCACUUGGGCGAUCCGGCAGUCAGAACAGCGGUCACCAACACAUUUGGAAGGCUCGGGGACUCGAGCUUGAUACAGGAUCAUCCAGCCGACACUCACGCCUGGAACGCGAUCCUCAGCGCUCACUCCCAGCGCGGCGGCUUCCAAGAGGCGGUGGACGCAUUCCUCGCUAUGAAUCUGGAAGGGAUCGCUCCCGACUCGAUCACUUUCAUGACAACGCUCGCGCUGUGCGGCCACACGGGCGCCCCUGACGAAGGCUGGCGGGAGUUUGUGUCCAUGGAGGUGGAUCACGGCGUAAGGCCGGAAACCGGGCACUACGCUUGCAUGGUGGACGUGCUAGCGCGGGCAGGGAGGCUGGCGGAGGCGGAGGAGCUCGUCAUGAGCAUGCCUUUCGAGCCGGACGAGCUUGCGCUGAGAGCUAUUCUCGCGGCUUGCAAGCUUCAUGUGGAUUGCAAGCAAGGUGUGCGGGCAGUCGAGAAGAUUGUGGAGCUCGACUCGGGUGAUGGAAUGCCAUACAUAAUGCUGCUCUCAAGCUUGUGUCCUUCCACUGGCUGAAAUAGAAAUUUUUAAAACAGAUUAAUGAUGUCUAAAUGGGCAUUUGGUCUAGUGGUAUGAUUCUCGCUUUGGGUGCGAGAGGCCGCGAGUUCGACUCUCGCAAUGCCCCAGAAAUUUACCCAGUAAAAAACAAUUCACAAUAAGAAUGGUUAUUUUCUCUUAUAGCGAUUAUAACAUUAAACGGUUGAGCUUAAUGAAUCUAUAAAUUCACAAUCUAUUAAUUGAGUUCUCUUCAGAGCAAUUUGUUUAACAUAAUCUUUUAA